Molecule: messenger RNA, 2112 nt
Organism: Brachypodium distachyon (stiff brome)
Lineage: Eukaryota; Viridiplantae; Streptophyta; Magnoliopsida; Poales; Poaceae
Product: protein NRT1/ PTR FAMILY 6.3
Exons: 3
Coding region: 113-1942 (609 amino acids)
Biological process (GO): response to nitrate; transmembrane transport; oligopeptide transport
Cellular component (GO): membrane
Molecular function (GO): nitrate transmembrane transporter activity
Source: RefSeq, a predicted model, not a curated record
GAGCGAGAGAGAGAGAGCCUGCAGGCAGGCUAUAAAUUAAAGAGGUGUUGGAGCAUCAUCAAAUCAGUGGCUCUCUCCUCACCCACUAGCCAGGGACCGAUCACGUGCAGCCAUGGUCCCGCUGCCGGAGACGACGACAGAGGCGGCAGCCGAGGAGGGCAGCAGCAGCAGCAGCAGCAAGAAGUACAAGGAGGAGGAUGGCAGCAGCAGCACGCUGAGCGACGCGUGGGACUACCGCGGUCGUCCGGCGGUCAGGGAGAACUCCGGGGGUUGGUCGAGCGCGGCCAUGAUCCUGGGCGUUGAGCUGAACGAGCGGCUCACCACGCUGGGCAUCGCCGUGAACCUGGUGACGUACCUGACGGGCACGAUGCACCUGGGCAACGCGGCGUCCGCCAACGCCGUCACCAACUUCCUCGGCACCUCCUUCCUCCUCUGCCUCCUCGGCGGCUUCCUCGCCGACACCUUCCUCGGCCGCUACCUCACCAUCGCCAUCUUCACCGCCGUCCAGGCCUCCGGCAUGGCGAUCCUGACGGUGUCGACUGCGGCCCCGGGGCUGCGCCCUGUGGCAUGCGCCGACCCGACGGGCGCGUCCAGAACGUGCGCGGCACCGAGCGGCGCGCAGCUGGGCGUGCUCUACCUGGGCCUCUACCUCACGGCCCUGGGAACCGGCGGGCUCAAGUCGAGCGUGUCGGGGUUCGGCUCCGACCAGUUCGACGAGGCCGAUCCCGUCGAGCGGCGCGUCAUGGCGCGCUUCUUCGGCUGGUUCUUCUUCUUCAUCUCGCUCGGGUCCCUGUUAGCCGUCACGGUGCUCGUCUACGUCCAGGACAACGUCGGCAGGCGCUGGGGAUACGGCAUCUGCGUCGUGGCAGUCCUCGCCGGGCUCGCCGUGUUUCUUGCUGGGACGAGGAGGUACAGGUUCAAGAAGCUUGCGGGGAGCCCGCUGACGCAGAUUGCAGUCGUCACGGCGGCUGCUUGGACGAAGCGCCGGCUGCCGAUGCCGUCUGAUCCGGCGUUGCUUUACGACGUCGAUGAUGCCGCCGGGGAGGAUGUCGUCAAGGGCAAGGGGAUCAAACGGAGGCUGCUGCCUCACUCCAACCAAUACAGGUUCCUCGACCAGGCGGCGAUCGUGGAGCCAUCGCCGGCCUCGGGGAAGAACAAGUGGGCGUGCUGCACGGUGACGGAGGUGGAGGAAGUGAAGCAAGUCGUCCGGAUGCUGCCGACAUGGGCCACAACGAUCCUCUUCUGGACCGUGUACGCCCAGAUGACCACCUUCUCCGUGUCCCAGGCCCAAUCCAUGGGCCGCCGCCUCGGCCCAUUCACGAUCCCUUCAGGCUCCAUGACCGUCUUCUUCGUCGCUUCCAUCCUCCUCACGGUGCCCCUCUACGACCGCCUCGUCGCGCCGCUCGCCCGCCGCCUCACGGGCCACCCGCACGGCCUCACCCCGCUCCAGCGCAUCGCCGCUGGCCUCGCCCUCUCCGCGCUCGCCAUGGCCGCCGCCGCCCUCACCGAGCGCCACCGCCUCCUUUCGUCCUCCAAGAAGCCGCCCUCCGUGUUCCUCCUGGUGCCGCAGUUCCUGCUGGUCGGCGCCGGCGAGGCCUUCGCGUACGUGGGGCAGCUCGACUUCUUCCUCCGGGAGUGCCCCGCCGACAUGAAGACCAUGAGCACCGGCCUCUUCCUCACCACGCUCUCGCUGGGCUUCUUCCUCAGCACGGCCCUCGUCACCGCCGUCCAUGCCGCCACCGGCUCCGGCGGCCGCCCCUGGCUCGCCGACGACAUUGAUCAAGGAAGGCUCGACUACUUCUACUGGCUGCUCGCCGUGCUCAGCGUCCUCAACCUCGCCGUCUUCGUCGCCGCCGCCAGAGGGUACGUGUAUAAGGACAAGCGGCUCGCCGACGCCGGCGUCAAGGUUAACGAUGAUGAAGGCCUCGUCCUCCAUGCGUGAUCCGUGACCCUUUCUGUGAUCCUAGUUUAGCUUCAUUUUUGGCAAUGUACUUGAGGAGCAAAUAAUCAGUAGGGGUAUCAGGUGUUUUAUUAUCAGAUCAGCAGUAGUAGAAGCUUGGUGCUUGAGGGUUUAUUAAGGCACCUCACAUGAAUAAAAGCUUCAUUUCAUAA